AUGAAUGCAACGAAUGUAACAAGACCGACUGGUCCACUGACAUUACCAAUAGUUUUACGUCGAAUCAUAAUUUACAGUAUUAUAGUUGCUAUCACCGUUGGUACUAAUUCGCUCGUUAUUUAUAUUAUUGCUACAAAGAAGAGAUUAAGAACGGUCUCCAAUGGCCUGAUGAUUAGUAUGUUUGUCACAGGAAUUUUAUUUGCUGUCUUGUAUAUUUUACCUCGAUGGAUUUAUCCGUAUUGGACUCAUUCACCAUUUUUAUGCUCGAUGCUACCCUACACUGGGGUUUGCUUAAUUGUAUGUUCUAAUCUCCAUCAAUGUGCCAUCAGUUUGGAUCGAUUUUUACGUGUUUCAUUGCCAUUCUCUUAUAAUAAUGUUGCUAGAAAACGCUAUGCUAUCGUCGUUAUUGCUAUUAUUGUUAUAAUUUCUGUUAUAUCUGGGUUUUUCCUAAAUAUUUUUUACGGUUUCUAUCAUGGCGAUGUUUGCUACGUUGUUUUUACACAAAGAGAAAUUUUCAUUUAUCGUAUCUAUUUGAUCGUCGUUUAUGCAUCGUUAUUCUUUGCACCAUUAGCUGUCAUUUUUGCAACUUAUAUUAGAAUAUUUAUUAUUAUAAAUUCGAAAUCAAGGCAAGAAUUAUAUUACAAGCGCAGCCGACAACCACGUUCGACAUUACAGAAAAAUUUAAAAGCAGCUAAACAAGUAGCUAUGAUGACGGGCGUUUAUUCUCUUUGUUGGUUUCCUUUUAUGAUACUAACUUUUGUUUCAGCGAUAGCUGUUUUUAGUGGUAGCGCUUCCCAGACAGCCACAACACUUCUUGAAGCUUUUCAAUAUCUAGCUUUUAGCUACCAUGCUAUAAAUCCGCUCCUUUAUGCCUUUAUAACAGCUAGCGUAAAUCAAGCAUUAACGAAUUACUUCAGGCAAAUUUGUAACUUGCCUGCUUCAGAUCAACGUGAUUCAAGAUCUUAUUCCACUCGAUCUUCUUUUAUACGUUCCAAUAGUAUGGAUUUAGCUAGUCAAACAAAACUUCGUUCUAAUGGUCAGGUCAAGAAAUCAUCUUCGAGUCAUCAGCUAUUUGAACAAAAUCAAGAUCAAGUUUCUAAUGAAAAGCAAGAAAUUGAAAUGCUUUAG
Molecule: messenger RNA, 1128 nt
Organism: Trichoplax adhaerens
Lineage: Eukaryota; Metazoa; Placozoa; Uniplacotomia; Trichoplacea; Trichoplacidae
Exons: 1
Coding region: 1-1128 (375 amino acids)
Biological process (GO): chemical synaptic transmission; G protein-coupled receptor signaling pathway, coupled to cyclic nucleotide second messenger
Cellular component (GO): dendrite; membrane
Molecular function (GO): neurotransmitter receptor activity; G protein-coupled serotonin receptor activity
Source: RefSeq, a predicted model, not a curated record